Messenger RNA from Molossus molossus (Pallas's mastiff bat), 2041 nucleotides. RefSeq names its product G protein subunit alpha o1 (gene GNAO1). Gene Ontology annotation, molecular function: G protein-coupled serotonin receptor binding; GTPase activity; mu-type opioid receptor binding. Gene Ontology annotation, biological process: adenylate cyclase-modulating G protein-coupled receptor signaling pathway; G protein-coupled dopamine receptor signaling pathway. Gene Ontology annotation, cellular component: heterotrimeric G-protein complex. Lineage: Eukaryota; Metazoa; Chordata; Mammalia; Chiroptera; Molossidae. The transcript has 9 exons. Bases 716 to 1780 code for a protein of 354 amino acids. The record is from RefSeq and is a predicted model, not a curated record.
UCUCGCUCCCUCUCUCCCCUUCGAGCUCCCGGCUGGCUGCGGCUACCUCGCGCUCUCCGUCUUCGGUAGACUCCACCGAGCGAUGCGAGCUCUGGGAGAUAGCGACACCGCCUCCCGCUAGAGACCUGCCCCCGGGGCCGGCCCCCUGCCCAGCCCUGCCCAGCGCGCGGGGGUCAGCGAAAGCGCCGCGAACGCACCGACGGCUGAGGAUCGGCGAUGCACAUGCACUAGCAGCAUCCCCCGACUCACUCCCUCCACUCCCCGCGCCGCGCCGCCUCCUCCUCCGGCAGUAGCGGCAGAAGGACCCACCCUGCCCCCCACCCCACCCUCCGCCGGCUCCGGCUGCAGUUCCUGCCUCGACUAUUAUUUUAUUUAUUUUGGGUCCUGCACAAGCCUCAGUGCCUGCAGCCGGCGCUUCCUCGGACCGCGGGCGCCACCUGCCUCGGUUCCAGAGCCCCAGACCCCGGCUACCCUCGCCUCGACACCCCCAGAGCCCCGCCAGCUGCCGCGAGUCUACGCUGCUAGAAUCUUGUUAGCGGCUGUCUUUUGGGGGGGCUCUGGUUUCCCGACAUUUUUGUUUUCAGCCAAAGGGAGAAUAGCGUGAUUUUUUUCCCCCUUUGAGCCCAGGCUCUGCUCUCUGGGGGGGUGGGGGGCGCGCCAAGCCGGGGAGCCGUGCCAGCCGAGUCGUGCGGGCUGUGGCAGGGAAGGGGCCACCAUGGGAUGUACUCUGAGCGCAGAGGAGAGAGCCGCCCUCGAGCGGAGCAAGGCGAUUGAGAAAAACCUCAAAGAGGAUGGCAUCAGCGCCGCCAAAGACGUGAAACUACUCCUGCUGGGGGCUGGAGAAUCAGGAAAAAGCACCAUUGUGAAGCAGAUGAAGAUCAUCCACGAAGAUGGCUUUUCUGGAGAAGACGUGAAGCAGUACAAGCCUGUGGUCUACAGCAACACCAUCCAGUCCCUGGCAGCCAUCGUCCGGGCUAUGGACACUUUGGGCAUCGAAUAUGGUGACAAGGAGAGAAAGGCCGAUGCCAAGAUGGUGUGUGACGUAGUGAGUCGGAUGGAAGACACUGAGCCCUUCUCCCCAGAACUGCUGUCUGCUAUGAUGCGACUCUGGGGCGACUCAGGGAUCCAGGAGUGCUUCAGCCGGUCCCGGGAAUAUCAGCUCAACGACUCUGCCAAAUACUACCUGGACAGCCUGGAUCGGAUCGGGGCCACCGACUACCAGCCCACUGAGCAGGACAUCCUCCGAACCAGGGUCAAAACUACCGGCAUCGUAGAAACCCACUUCACAUUCAAGAACCUUCACUUCAGGCUGUUUGACGUCGGGGGCCAACGGUCUGAACGCAAGAAGUGGAUCCACUGCUUCGAGGACGUCACGGCCAUCAUCUUCUGUGUCGCACUCAGCGGCUACGACCAGGUGCUCCAUGAAGACGAGACCACGAACCGCAUGCACGAGUCUCUCAUGCUCUUCGACUCCAUCUGUAACAACAAGUUCUUCAUCGAUACCUCCAUCAUUCUCUUCCUCAACAAGAAAGAUCUCUUUGGUGAGAAGAUCAAGAAGUCACCUUUGACCAUCUGCUUUCCUGAAUACACAGGCCCCAACACCUACGAAGACGCAGCCGCCUACAUCCAAGCACAAUUUGAAAGCAAAAACCGCUCACCCAACAAAGAAAUUUAUUGUCACAUGACUUGUGCCACAGACACGAAUAAUAUCCAGGUGGUAUUCGACGCCGUCACCGACAUCAUCAUUGCCAACAACCUCCGGGGCUGCGGCUUGUACUGACCUCUUGUCCUGUAUAGCAACCUAUUUGACUGCUUCACGGACUCUCUGCUGUUGACCUUGAUCUCCUGGUAGCAUGACCUUUUGGCCUUUGUAAGACACACAGCCUUUCUGUAUCAAGCCCCUGUCUAACCUCCGAUCCCAGAGUGACUGAUGGCUGUGUAUUUCUGUAGAAUGCUAUAGAAUUUGGUUUUAGUUGAGUCUUUAUAUUUAGAAUUUGAAAGGAAAAAAAAUUUUCUCAUGUGCUUUGUAGCUUAAAAGGAA